AUGAGAAUCUCUACUAUCCUCCUCUCCCUCACAGCCUGUGUCUGGGCCCAGACACCCGAUCCUGCUACCACCUCUGCUCCGGGCUUCAAUAUAGCCUCGCUAUCGAGCGCCUUGCAGGAUCUCACGGCCAAUGCCACCAGAACAGGGAACUUCGGCAACAUCUCCCCGCCCCCGAAGAACAUGCUGCAGGAAAUAAUGGCCGUCAUCCCCGGCGCUGUAUACUGGGACCUGUUCGACCCGCACUCGCGCAGCUCCCUCGCGAGCCAAAUCAGUGCCGGCAACACGCCCACCUGGUACGCUGCGCUGCCCACGGACGUGAAGAACUACAUGACGGUUGUGAAGGCGCAGAUUGCCGGCGGCGCGCUCACGGCGACAACGGGGCUCGCCUACGAAACCACCUCGGCCUCGACGGAUACCGCCAAGGCCACAAGCAAAGAGGCCACUGACAAAGCGACCAGCACCCCGUCCAAAGGGGUGGCGCCGGCCCAGGCUACAGGGUUGACGGGCUCGGUGGCCGGGGUGCUGGGGGUUCUUGGGUUGGUGCUUGUACUGUAG
Molecule: messenger RNA, 555 nt
Organism: Penicillium chermesinum
Lineage: Eukaryota; Fungi; Ascomycota; Eurotiomycetes; Eurotiales; Aspergillaceae
Exons: 2
Coding region: 1-555 (184 amino acids)
Source: RefSeq, a predicted model, not a curated record